Peromyscus leucopus (white-footed mouse) is the source of this 3698-nucleotide messenger RNA. RefSeq names its product solute carrier family 6 member 15 (gene Slc6a15). The transcript is spliced from 12 exons. Bases 543 to 2732 code for a protein of 729 amino acids. The record is from RefSeq and is a predicted model, not a curated record. Gene Ontology annotation, molecular function: proline:sodium symporter activity. Lineage: Eukaryota; Metazoa; Chordata; Mammalia; Rodentia; Cricetidae. Gene Ontology annotation, cellular component: plasma membrane. Gene Ontology annotation, biological process: sodium ion transmembrane transport; L-leucine transport.
CACACACAUACACACACACGCACACACACACGCUCACACACAUACACGCUCGCUCGCGCGCGCACACACACAUAUACACACACACACACACGCACAUACACCAAAACACACUCACGCACACAAGCACAGGAGCCCCGGGAACCGCGCACCAGCAUCCGGUGCCAUUUCUCUGGCAGACACAGGCGCUCACGAGUCUCUUGGUGCCAGGCUGCAGGACAGCGACUCCCCGAAAUCAAGCCUGCCCUUGGACAGCUUUUUCUGCUCUCCAGACAGCUCCUCUGAGGCCUCUGCCACCAUCACCUGGAUCCGACCCUUUCUCGACCUAGGAAGGUGGAAACAGUAAGAGGUGCUGGGUCAAGAAGCACCAGAGGUACCUUGAGAGUACUGGGAUCAGAUCCAGGAUCCCUAAGAAUUUCUCACCUUGAAUCAAGGAUUUAUAUGAUAGUCUUCUCAGAUUUACUUCACUAAAAAAAAAAAAAAAAAAAAAAAAAAAAUUAAAAAUAUAUUUUCUUCAAAGGUGUCUUUAAAAAGAAUACUUUCCAAUGCCUAAGAAUAGCAAAGUGGUAAAAAGAGAUUUAGACGAUGAGGUCAUUGAGUCUGUCAAGGACCUUCUGUCCAAUGAAGAUUCACCUGAAGAUGCUUUUAAGAAGAGUGAACUGAUUGUCGAUGUUCAAGAAGAGAAAGAUACAGAUGCUGAAGAUGGAUCGGAAACUGAUGAUGAAAGGCCAGCUUGGAACAGCAAACUGCAAUACAUUCUGGCUCAAGUUGGAUUUUCUGUAGGUCUGGGAAAUGUGUGGCGAUUCCCAUACCUAUGUCAGAAGAACGGAGGUGGUGCAUAUCUUUUACCAUAUUUAAUACUACUUCUGGUAAUAGGAAUUCCCCUCUUUUUCCUGGAACUUUCGGUGGGUCAAAGAAUUCGGAGAGGCAGCAUCGGAGUUUGGAAUUACAUAAGCCCUAAACUGGGCGGGAUUGGAUUCGCUAGCUGUGUAGUGUGCUAUUUUGUGGCUCUUUACUACAAUGUCAUCAUUGGCUGGACGUUGUUUUACUUUUCUCAGUCUUUUCAACAACCUCUUCCUUGGGAUCAGUGCCCCCUGGUGAAAAACGCAUCGCACACUUAUAUUGAGCCUGAAUGUGAAAAAAGUUCGGCCACUACCUAUUACUGGUACAGGGAAGCCCUGGAUAUCACCAGCUCCAUCUCUGAAAGUGGCGGCUUGAACUGGAAGAUGACUGUCUGCCUGCUGGCUGCCUGGGUCAUGGUUUGUCUGGCCAUGAUCAAAGGCAUUCAGUCUUCUGGAAAAAUCAUGUAUUUUAGUUCUCUGUUCCCUUACGUGGUACUUGUAUGCUUCCUAAUCAGAUCCCUGCUAUUAAAUGGUUCAAUUGAUGGCAUCCGACACAUGUUCACCCCUAAGCUGGAAAUGAUGCUGGAGCCCAAGGUGUGGAGAGAGGCAGCCACUCAGGUCUUCUUUGCCUUAGGUCUGGGAUUUGGUGGAGUCAUUGCCUUUUCGAGUUAUAACAAGAGAGACAACAACUGCCACUUUGACGCCGUCCUCGUGUCCUUCAUCAAUUUUAUCACUUCUGUCCUGGCCACACUGGUGGUGUUCGCAGUGCUGGGGUUCAAAGCCAAUAUCGUAAAUGAAAAAUGCAUUUCACAAAAUUCCGAGAUGAUCUUGAAAUUUUUGAAAAUGGGAAACAUUAGCCGGGAUGUCAUUCCCCAUCACAUUAACCUUUCAGCUGUCACUGUGGAAGAUUAUCAUUUAGUUUAUGACAUCAUUCAAAAAGUGAAGGAAGAGGAGUUUGCUGUUCUUCAUCUCAACUCCUGUCAGAUCGAGGAUGAGCUAAAUAAAGCUGUGCAGGGCACUGGAUUGGCUUUCAUUGCCUUUACAGAAGCCAUGACUCAUUUCCCGGCAUCUCCCUUCUGGUCAGUGAUGUUUUUCCUCAUGCUGAUAAAUCUCGGGCUUGGCAGCAUGUUUGGAACCAUUGAAGGGAUCAUCACACCUAUCGUGGACACGUUCAAAGUGAGGAAGGAAAUACUCACUGUUAUCUGUUGCCUCCUAGCAUUUUGUAUCGGCCUGAUAUUUGUGCAGCGCUCUGGAAAUUACUUUGUCACAAUGUUUGAUGAUUAUUCUGCUACAUUGCCUCUGCUAAUUGUGGUCAUCUUGGAGAAUAUUGCUGUAAGCUUUGUUUAUGGCAUAGAUAAGUUUAUAGAAGACCUAACGGAUAUGUUAGGCUUUGCGCCAAGCAGAUAUUACUAUUACACGUGGAAAUACGUUUCCCCUUUAAUGCUACUAACAUUGCUAAUUGCUAGCAUUGUGAAUAUGGGAUUGAGUCCUCCAGGCUAUAAUGCAUGGAUCGAGGAGAAGGCAUCAGAAGAAUUUCUGAGCUAUCCAAUGUGGGGGAUGGCUGUCUGUUUCUCUCUGAUGGCUCUUGCAAUACUUCCUGUCCCGGUUGUUUUCGUCAUUCGUCGAUGCAACCUCAUAGAUGAUAGUUCCGGUAACUUGGCCUCUGUGACGUAUAAGAGAGGAAGAGUCCUGAAAGAGCCUGUAAACUUGGAAGGAGACGAUGCAAGCCUCAUUCACGGAAAGAUACCGAGUGAAAUGUCAUCUCCAAAUUUUGGUAAAAAUAUUUAUCGAAAACAAAGUGGUUCCCCGACACUGGACACCGCUCCCAAUGGACGCUAUGGGAUUGGGUAUUUGAUGGCAGACAUGCCAGAUAUGCCAGAGUCAGACUUGUAGCUGAAAUGGAAGCAGAAGCUGUGUGUGAUUCAUUUUUAUAGAUGAGCGUUGGUUCUACUAUGAGAAGCAUUGGGCUUCACUUAUCAGAAGGUGAUCUCAGGUGUCCAUGGCUGUGGUCUUUAAUUCCAACAGUGUAAGGCAGUCCAGGAAGAGCAUUCCUCAUUUUACAUCUGCACAGAGAUGAUUGCAAACAAAGCUUACAGUGACUGAGGUCAUGUUUUGCCAGGAUUUUUUAAAACAAUACUUUUGGCAUAUUUUCAAGUAUUUCUAUCUCUUAAGAAAAAAAAAAACAGGUGUUACCUCAGUUUCUAAUAAUUUCUGGAUUUAAUAUUAUUGGCAGUUUUAAAAUCCCCGGUAUAUCUUACAAGCUAUAAUUUCGCCUUCAGGGUGAGUCCCAGUAUUACCAAGAACAGUUGUGUGAAUUCGUGCCUCUCAGCGCAUUUUCAUGAAUACGUUCUGUAGAUAGGCUGUACUUAUUUAGGCACUAACUGAAGAAAACUGCAAAGUAUUUUCUUAUGUGAUAGCUAUAGAGAGCAAUAGAAUCAAAGAAUGAGAAGGCACUGGGGCGGAUGACAUGUUAGUCAGAGGUGACAGAGGAUCACAUGGGAUGUCUGUAUAUUUUGUGUAAAAUAGGUGGGUGAAAAUGACCUAAGAGAGAGUUGCUCUACACUCUCUAGAAUUAUGCAGACUCUGCAUUUUUCUAAUGCCGUGUGCCUAAAAACCUACUUAAUAUUUAUUGUGGUUUCGAGAUCAUUUAUAGUAUAUUUAUAUAAUAUACUUGCAAUGUAUAGAGAUGUGUAUUGGGACUCUAAGUGCUGAUUUGGAAACUUGAAGCAAGAUAGUAUUUGAUUUCAUAUAUUUCUGUUUUGCUUCAUUUUAUGCAAAUACAAAUCCUUUUUUUAAGUGAUUGUUAAAACUGUAUGGCAUUACAUUUUAACCUACAAAUAAACAACAUUUAAACAAUGG